Paraphaeosphaeria sporulosa is the source of this 1569-nucleotide messenger RNA. RefSeq names its product UDP-glucose 6-dehydrogenase. Gene Ontology annotation, cellular component: cytosol; nucleus. Lineage: Eukaryota; Fungi; Ascomycota; Dothideomycetes; Pleosporales; Didymosphaeriaceae. Gene Ontology annotation, molecular function: UDP-glucose 6-dehydrogenase activity; NAD binding. Gene Ontology annotation, biological process: glycosaminoglycan biosynthetic process. Bases 1 to 1569 code for a protein of 522 amino acids. The record is from RefSeq and is a predicted model, not a curated record. The transcript has a single exon.
AUGAGCCCUUCGAUUUCUCUACCUAUCCAUCCGCAAAGAAGGAGUGAUACUCCUAUGGCAGCGUACCAAAUCAACCCUGAUCGAAGCACGAAACCUACUAGAAUAAAAAAGAUAUGCUGUAUCGGUGCCGGCUACGUUGGAGGGCCAACAUCGGCUGUUAUUGCAAGCAAGAACCCUAAUAUUCAAGUCACCGUUGUGGACUACAACAUAGAGCGCAUCGAAGCCUGGAAGACAGAUGAUCUGCCUAUUUACGAGCCUGGCCUGUUGGACGUAGUACAGGCUGCACGAGACGGGGACUCAACCAAGCGGACGCCCAACCUUUUCUUUUCAACAGAUGUCGACCGAUGCAUUGCAGAAGCAGAAUUGAUUCUCCUCAGCGUCAACACACCAACGAAGUCAUUGGGACGCGGAGCAGGUCACGCGUCAGAACUGUCGUAUCUCGAGUCGGCUGUUCGCAAGAUAGGCGAAGUAGCUGAGACCAACAAGAUAAUUGUAGAAAAGAGUACAGUACCAUGCCGGGCCGCCGACACACUUCGAGAUGUUCUCGCUGCAACAGCCAAACCCGGCCUCCAUUUCGAGAUCCUCUCGAACCCUGAAUUUCUCGCGGAAGGCACCGCCAUCCCGAACCUCUUGAAUCCAGAUCGCAUCCUUAUUGGGUCACUGAAAACUCCACGAGGCUUGGAAGCCGCCCAAGCGCUCGCCGCAGUCUACGGCGCCUGGGUCGACCCCGACCGCAUCAUCACUAUCAAUCUCUACAGCUCAGAGCUCGCCAAGCUCGCCGCAAAUGCUCUCCUGGCCCAGCGCAUAUCCAGCGUUAAUGCGCUCAGCGCAAUGUGUGAGUCCGUGGGCGCCGACAUCGACGAAGUCUCCUACGCCAUCGGCCUCGACAAGCGCAUCGGGUCACGCAUGCUCAAAGCCUCCGUCGGCUUCGGCGGCUCAUGUUUCCGCAAGGACAUCCUUUCUCUCGCCUAUAUCGCUGAGUCACUGCAUCUCUUCGAGGUAGCGGACUACUGGCGCUCCAUUGUCGACAUCAACGAGUACCAGAAAGACCGUUUCACACGGCGCAUUGUACGGUGUCUGUAUAAUAGUCUGAGUGGCAAGACGCUGGCCGUGUUUGGAUUCGCGUAUAAGAAGAAUACGGGCGAUACUAGGGAGACGGCUGCGAUCACGGUGAUCGAUAAUGUGCUUACUGAGGGCGCCAAUGUGCGCAUCUACGAUCCACUCGUGAAAGAGUCGCAGAUCAGACAGGAGCUCAACAGCACGACGGUACGGUUAAAUUGUGCGGAGAAGCAGCUUACCGUAUGCGAGUCUGCGUACGAGGCUUGCACGGGCGCGGACGCGAUCAUCAUAUUGACGGAGUGGGACGAGUUCAGCAACAGAGACGAGCCUAUGCGACGGGACUCGGGACACGGACGCAAGACGGACGAACGUGCGGAGCGCAAGCUCGACUGGACGCGUGUUGCGGAAUUGAUGCGGCGGCCGAUGUUCGUAUUUGACGGGCGCAACAUUGUAGAUGCUGCGGCGUUGGAGGAGUUGGGGUUCAGGAUAGAGUGCAUUGGCAAGGCUUAG